This is a messenger RNA of Cephus cinctus (wheat stem sawfly), 838 nucleotides long. RefSeq names its product translocon-associated protein subunit gamma. The record is from RefSeq and is a predicted model, not a curated record. Lineage: Eukaryota; Metazoa; Arthropoda; Insecta; Hymenoptera; Cephidae. The transcript is spliced from 4 exons. Gene Ontology annotation, cellular component: membrane; endoplasmic reticulum. Gene Ontology annotation, biological process: SRP-dependent cotranslational protein targeting to membrane. The coding region runs from base 117 to 665 and encodes 182 amino acids.
CGCAAGCGCAUUCCGGUGUAUGUCGACGUUUUCCAAUUUUCGACUACAGAAGCGGUACUUCGUUUCGUUAGUGUCUGAUCGUAAUUAAACAGUGCAACUUGGUAGAACUAUAUAUUAUGUCUGGAAAAUCGAAAGCAUUCACCAAAGAAGAAGAGCUUCUUCUUCAGGAUUUCUCACGAAACGUUUCAACGAAGUCAUCUGCGCUUUUCUACGGCAAUGCUUUCAUCGUAUCGGCGAUUCCCAUCUGGCUCUUCUGGAGAAUUCAUCUGAUUGAUUUGUACUCCAGUUUAAUAUCCUUUGUUUUGGUCACUGUCGCCAGUACAUACCUUGUUGCACUAGCUUAUAAAAAUACCAAGUUUGUUCUAAAACAUAAGAUUGCUGUGAAAAGGGAAGAUGCUGUCACGAGGGAAAUGACCCGUAAAUUAGCUGAGGAUAAGAAAAUGAGCAAAAAGGAAAAAGAUGAGAGGAUUUUAUGGAAGAAGAAUGAAGUUGCAGAUUAUGAGGCAACAACCUUUGCCAUCUUCUACAAUAAUGCAGUGUUCUUGGCUCUUGUCAUCCUCUCUUCGUUUUAUAUACUGAAAACAUUCACACCUGCAGUAAAUUAUAUUCUAUCUGUAGGAACAGCUAGUGCCCUGUUAGCACUUCUGUCAACUGGUUCUCAGUAAUUUGAUUCCACAUAAAAGUCAUUAUGACAAUUCCUAAUACAAUUGUUAAUUUGUUUCAUGAGAUUCUGUAAGUGUUUGGAAACAUCUUUUGAUAUGAGUGAGUGUGUGAGAUUGACAAAUACAAUCUUAUUUAUAAUACCUUGAUCUUAAUAAUAAGUAUAUUGUUUUCCUAC